Molecule: messenger RNA, 4543 nt
Organism: Chiloscyllium plagiosum (whitespotted bambooshark)
Lineage: Eukaryota; Metazoa; Chordata; Chondrichthyes; Orectolobiformes; Hemiscylliidae
Source: RefSeq, a predicted model, not a curated record
UGUUAAUUUUGUGGUGCCCCUCUUCAAGACAGCAUCAAUGGAACAAAGACAUGAAGCUCCCUCUGCACAGUCCCAAAUGCCUGAUAAAUAUACUGCUGAGCACAUGAAGGCAGCUGACGAAUCCAUAUCCAAGGUAUUGGAUUGGUUCACCAGAAGCGAAGAAAUGCCAUCAGUAAAUGAAAGGUUGAAAGAAGUGGAACCUCCAUCUGAGCCAAUAGUAGAGAACAAGCUACCAUUAAAUGCAAAGCCCGAUACUGAGUUCUCACAUACUGAAUCUGAUAUAUUUACAAAAAGCCUUCAAGAGAUGCAGAAUGUAAACGGUGAAAUCCAAAGAUCAGGAGAACAAGGAAUCCAAUUAAAGGAAGUUCAGACUCCAACAAAGGUGAACAUUUUUCACAAAUCUGUAAUUCCAGAAGCAAUAGUUUUGGAGGAGAAAAGUAAAAUGAAAACAAAAAAUGGUUUUGAGAGCACUUAUCCAAUUUCGGAGAAUGUAAUCAAAUCUUCCAAUAAUCAACAGCAGCACAUCAGACUGGAACGAGAUGAGUCAAAACAAGGGCUAUUAGUUUCUGAAAAAGGGAGGGUUGAAGCAAAUGUAAGUGCCGAUGGAGAGUCAGACUCUCAAGCAACCUCAAAUGUCAACUUUUUUCUUGCUACUACUAAUAAAAAUGAUAUACAAGUGACUGAAUCAAGAUCAGAAAGUACUAGUUUAAAUCCAGAAGAAUCUAAAACAUUACCAACCUCUGGUGUCAGUGAUAUAACAGAGGAUGCACUUAACGCUUUUCAAAAUCUUUCUUCAAAACACAGAACUUCAUACCAGGAAAAUAGUUUUGCGAAUGCAGUGUUUAGAAAGUCAGCCGAGAAUGAAGACACCAUUGAUAUUAAGUCAUCUAAUUACAAAUCAGCAAACAAAGCAUCUAAUGCAGUGACUACUGCAAGUUUGAACUCUACAUUUUUCGACAAUGGAGCAGAAAAAGAGUUAGACCGCACCAAAAUAAAAAAACAGCAAUCUGUUGAUGGAAAUGAGCACGUAACUACAACACGUGAGAAUCCUUUCUUGGAACAAGCAAGGCAAGGAUCAAAUGAACAUAUAGAUGUACCUGUAUAUGAUGGUCAGUCAGCUUUAAGAAAAAACACAACGCUAAACAAAGCAAAAACAAAGAGCUCACUUAAGCAGAAUGAAGAAGAAACCAAUGUUUUACAAGAUAAAAUUCACGUUAAAGCCAUAGAUUUGAAGCAAACAUUGAAUAAUGAUGAAAAUUCAACUAAGGUUAAUUUCCAAUUGGAGAAAAAUGACACAAAUGUAAUUCCUAAAAAUGAAAAGCCUUUCACUAUAGUUUCAAUAAAGAAAAAAAUAUGCAACACAUCAGAUGAUCCACAUCAAGAUCUCUCUCAUUUCACAAACCUAAGAAACUUUUGGGAUAAAGGAACUAAAACUCUUGAUGAUGAUGAACUGGGGCUUGCAAACACUUCAGAUGACAAACAUUCCAUCUUGAAAAUAGCAACAAAUACUGAGCAAAAAAUGCUAUUAGAAGCAAAACCUUCGAUAACUAAUUACCCUGACGAUCUUUCCAAAAACGAAAGCAUGAAAACGGAGGAGUGUCAUGGACCAAGUGUCCAAGAAAGAAUGCAACAGAUCCUUCAACAGAGAGAAUCUCAACCUGAUAAAAAAAGAUUGAACACCAAAUAUUUUCCCAAAGUUCUCCCGACAGAACCUGAAGAGAUCAAAUUAAAAUUGAAGACAGCAAAUAAUGCCUUAAAUAAAAAUGAACUUUUGUCGACUUCAAAUGAUUUCCAGAAACACUCCUCUGAAGUAGGGGAAAGUGCUCAAGAGAGGAUAAUUUGUGAUCCAAAAUCACAGGAGUCAAAUAAUUUGAACGUUGGAUUGCAGUGGAGACAUCAGGAAAAAGAUGAAAAUGAAACUUCACUUAUUGAGGAACAGCAUAAACAUGAGAGAGUUUUGCUAUCAGACAACCAGACUUUCAUGCUAAGUGAUGAAUCAGCUGAUAGAAUGAUCAAUUCACAAUCUUUAUUGGAAGAUAUAAACCAAAGCAGACCAAAUACUUAUAGCAAAAUUGGAAAUAAUAAAGAUGACAAUAUUUCAGAAAAGCUAUUACAAAGCCAAAUUCCAAAUGUUCUAAAACCACCUGAAAAAUCUUUUCAAAAUGAAAACUCAUCAAUUAAACAAAUAUCAUCUAAGGAAGUGAGCAGUAAUGAAGAAAAUCUUGCUUUAUUUGCAGGACGUUCCCCACUUGUAGAGGAAAAUGACAUUCCCCAAAAGAAUUUGAACAAUUCUGAGUCAUUGGACAACAUGAUCCAUGGUAAUCUGAAGACAGUUGAAGAAGAUAAAUUGUCAUCUAUUAAAAAUGACAAAGGGUCUAAAUAUAAUGAAAACCUAGGAAUAGAUUUAAAUAAGGAUAACAGAGGUUUUGAUUUGCAAGACCAAUUUCAAAUGGAGUUAAAUCUUCCAUCUGGAACUACUAGAACAAGCACCUUCAAGGAAAAUAGUGAUAGUCCUACGAAAAGAUCCAUGGAAAGUUUCAAGGCAGGUGCACAGGACAACCCAGAUCAAGAUGCUUCAUCAAAAAACGUAUUGUUAGACUAUUCAAGAGGAAGUGACCACUUACAUGCUGAAACCUGGAGAAGUUCACUCAGUGAGGAAGAAGAGGGGUCAUCUUUGGCUUUGAAAAGAAACUCGCGCACAAGUGAAACUUACAAAAGUCUGCAAGAUAUCCAUGUUAUCUCCUCAAGAAUGCCUAAUACCUUAGAUUCUACAAACCAAGAAAUGCUGCUCAGUGCUGACAAUGUUUCCAGUAUUCCAACAACCCCAGAAAACACAUCUUUACAAUCAAAAAGGAUGAAACGGCUGAGUAAGUCAGUACCUGCGUUUCCAGAGAAUGAUGAUGCAGACUCUAUGUCGGAGGGCAGCUUCCAGAUGGACAAGCAUGGGACAAUCGCCAGCUCUCUAACAAACAUUAGCGGCUCUUCUGGCAUGGCAUCAAGAUCCUCUGUUAGUGGAAGUACAAUGAGCAUCUACAGCAGUGACAUUGGAAAUAUUGAUGUCAGAGGGAAGAUACAGUUUUCAUUGGAUUAUGUAGACAAGUUGAAAGAGUUCCAUAUUUUCGUGGUACGCUGCUCAGACCUAGCUGCUGCUGAAGAGAAGAAAAAUCGAUCUGAUCCAUAUGUGAAAAGUUACCUGCUUCCAGAUAAAAUUAAAACUGGUAAAAGGAAAACAACAGUGAAAAAGAGAACCUUGAAUCCGGUCUACAAUGAAAUACUGAGGUAUAAAAUUGACAAAGCCUCCCUGAUGGCUCAAACACUGAACCUGUCUGUCUGGCACAAUGAUACAUUUGGCCGCAACAGUUUUCUAGGUGAAGUAGAAGUAGAGUUAAGGAAGUGGGAUUGGAGCAACAAGAAAAUGGACUGGCACGACCUGAAACCAAGGACAAUUUCAGCUAACAGAACUGGUGAUAAAGGCAGCUUAAAAGUGGCUUUCCGCUACAUUCCUCAGGGAUACAAAGGCAAAAAAACAGGAGAAGUUCAAAUCUGGGUGAAAGAAGCCAGUAAUUUACCCCAGAUUAGGCCAAGUCGUUUGGAUCCAUUUGUUAAAUGCUUCAUUCUUCCAGACACAAGCAGAAAAAGUCGUCAGAAAACGCGGGUUGUGAAGAAAAGCACAAAUCCUGUAUUCAAUCACACCAUGGUUUAUGAUGGUUUCAGCACUGAAGAUCUUAAGGAUGCAUGUGUUGAACUUUCUGUCUGGGACCACGACAAACUGAUUAAUCAUUUUCUUGGAGGACUAAGGAUUGGCCUUGGCACAGGUAAAAGUUAUGGAUUGACAGUUGAUUGGAUGGAUUCUACAGAAGAAGAAAUAUCUGUAUGGGAUAAAAUGAUGACCCAUCCAAAUACUUGGGUUGAGGACGUGCUCCCUUUGAGAAUGUUGAUGCUCAGCAAAAUGUCAGGAACCUAAACUGAACGUUUUACAAAACUGGAAAAAGAUUUGCCAAAUAAAUUGUGUCUGCACACUAGUUCUAGUUAUCUGGGACACAAGUUUUUUCAGUUUUGUUGUUGUGACUAGUUAUUUGUACUAGGCUGAGAAACACAUGGAUUUACCUGAACAAAAAUAAGUUUAUUUUAAGUUUAUUAAAGGACAAGCCAAAGCUAUAUGCUGCAAUGUUAAUAUAUACACAGUGCUGGAAAUAAUAAUAAUUCAGUUUGAAACGGACUUCAAAAGUGAAGAUUCAAAUUAACCUUUUCAGUCAGAUGCCACUUUAUUGUAUUGAUACAGCAAUGAAUUAACUACUAACAAAUCCAACUUUACUUUCAUACCUAUGUUCCUAUUAUAUAUCAAUGGCAGAAAGCCUAUACAGUGAUUAUUUUCUGUUGGAGCACUUAAACAAUUGUCAAACGGACUAUGAAGAUUUUAAGAAGUUAAACAAGUAAUAACAAAUGAAGAAAAGAAUUAAACAUUCUUCAUGAACUGUUGCAAAAUAUAUACUGUAAUAUCAGUUUCAAAUAUCCAUUUAAUAAUAAAUUCAAAUGAUAUGGA